GGCACGCCACAGUUUCCGGCGGUGUAAGAUAAACAGAAGUUUGACAUUGGCUGCAUGAAAAGGUGUUAAACACACACACCGUGCCGUUAACAAUGGCUUCGCUUACUUUAAAUUCCCUAAAACAUGUAAUGAGAGCUAUGGUGGAUAGCCCAGGCUUCGACAGGGUACUUAGCAAGGUGGACAUUUUGUCUGCCAGCCCCGGUAAAGUGGUGUGUGAGAUGCGGGUAGAAGAAGAGCACACAAACCGGGGAGGGACGCUGCACGGCGGGCUAACAGCCACACUGGUUGAUGUCGUCUCCACCAUGGCUAUCAUGUACAGUGAGAGGGGGGCACCGGGGGUCAGCGUGGAUAUGAAUAUAACGUACAUGAACGCUGCCAAGAUGGGAGAAGACGUUCUCAUCACCGCUCAGGUUCUGAAACAGGGACGGAGUCUGGCGUUUGCCACAGUGGACCUCACCAACAAGGUUACAGGGAAGAUCAUCGCACAAGGAAGACAUACCAAACAUCUUGGCAGCAGCUGAAGCUUCUCCACUCUGUAUCUGUCUGUACUGUCAAAGCAAGAGUGAAGAUGUAAACAGCUUCUCUCUGUCUGUAAAUAAGUUUGUAAUAACAGGAAUCAGUACUUCAGUGGUGGGUGUCACAACGCUUGUGCUACAUGCUGGUGGUUACUUGAUGUUUAUUUCCUGCUGUUAAAUAUUUGCCAAUAACUGUUAAAUUGACACCAGUGGUUAUUGUAUGAUCAGAGCCCCUCGUGAUUGAAAGACUGUAUCAAUGAUUCGUGCGCAUGCAAUAAAAGCAAAUGGACAAAGAGUGAUGCUUUCAGAAUUUGCACUGUAUUGGGAUAUGCUCAGCAGUAUUGAUUUGAGAACCAACAGAGAAAAAACUCCAGAAGUUACACGCCUUACAUCCUUUUAAAGUGAACACACUGAAUCAACAAGGAGCAAAAUUAUAUGUGCGUAAUAUUCUUUGACAAGCAAGCCUGCAAAACCCAAUUUAAUUUGAUGAGCAUGGUGGCAAAUCAUCUAACUUUUAGUAGGUCAAAUAAAAACAGAA
Molecule: messenger RNA, 1053 nt
Organism: Pelmatolapia mariae (spotted tilapia)
Lineage: Eukaryota; Metazoa; Chordata; Actinopteri; Cichliformes; Cichlidae
Gene: acot13
Product: acyl-CoA thioesterase 13
Exons: 3
Coding region: 93-521 (142 amino acids)
Molecular function (GO): fatty acyl-CoA hydrolase activity
Source: RefSeq, a predicted model, not a curated record